Messenger RNA from Phyllopteryx taeniolatus (common seadragon), 6763 nucleotides. RefSeq lists its product as uncharacterized. Gene Ontology annotation, molecular function: nucleic acid binding; RNA-DNA hybrid ribonuclease activity. Lineage: Eukaryota; Metazoa; Chordata; Actinopteri; Syngnathiformes; Syngnathidae. The transcript has 2 exons. The record is from RefSeq and is a predicted model, not a curated record. Bases 1858 to 4083 code for a protein of 741 amino acids. Gene Ontology annotation, biological process: DNA integration.
CACACACACACACAAACAUAUAAAGUAUAUAUAUGUAAUAUUUAUUUUUAUAUUUAAAAAGUCCCAAAAAAUAUACACUUUGAAAAAUUUACUUGUUUUCAUCUCUCUAGAGGGAGAGAGAGAGAGAUUUUCUUAUAAUAAACUAUAUAUUAUCGAUUAUACAUUGUAUUUAAAAAAUUCAAAAAUUACAUAUUUUUAAGAGGUAAAAUAUACAACUCCAAUUCCAAUGAAGUUGGGAUGUUGUGUUAAACAAAUAAAAACAGAAUACAAUGAUUUGCAAAUCAUGUUCAACCUAUAUUUAAUUGAAUACACUACAAAGACAAGAUAUUUAAUGUUCAAACUGAUCAACUUGAUUGUUUUUAGCAAAUAAUCAUUAUCUUAGAAUUUUAUGGCUGCAACACGUUCCAAAAAAGCUGGAACAGGUGGUAAAAAAGACUGAGAAAGUUGAGGAAUGCUCAUCCAACACCUGUUUGGAACAUCCCACAGGCUAAUUGGGGAAGAGGUGGGUGCCAUGAUUGGGUAUAAAAGGAGCUUCCCUGAAUUGCUCAGUCAUUCACAAGCAAAGAUGGGGCGAGGUUCACCUCUUUGUUAACAAGUGCGUGAGAAAAUAGUCGAACAGUUUAAGGACGAUGUGUACCUCUUUCUUUGGUGAAGAUGCACUGCUGGCGUCGUAGUUUGUGCUGUCGCUCAACCACCAUGUCCAGGAAGUCAAACUUUAAGCACAAAUAAUCAUAAAUAAAACAAUGUUAAUCAUAAGCAACUUUCAUGCACAUUUGUGGCUUUAAAAUAUAAAAAAGACAUGAAUACUGUACGUGUUAAAAGAGCAGGAACAUUUUAACUGUUUAUGGCUUUCGUAAUGUAUUUUGUAUUAUAUACAUUAAAUAUCCCAAAUAAACUCCUAAAAGUGAACUAAAUUAAAAGGUAAAUAUAUGUGGGGUCGCUCACAUUUUAAAAAUUGAUUAAAAUGUUAGAAAUUGUAAUGUGUGUACAGUACCCGCCCGGCUUAGCAAAGUAAAACUACAUUAGGAGUGAACCAAAACUAAAAUGAAAUAGAAUUAGUUCAAUAAAACACAUUUAAAAAAAAACUUUCAACCUUAAUGUCUUGCCAUGUCACUCUAAUCUGGCCAGGGCCUUAAGAAUCAUUACUGCUACCUCAUAUGACUUCCAACUAUACGGUGGUGCCUUGACGUACACGUUUGAUUUGUCCUGUUACCGUACUCAUAUCUCAAAACAUUUCUGUUAAAUAUAUUAUAGAAGUUAUCAUUUAUUUGCUUAGCUUGCAUUAGUAUGAUGGACAAUUUUAGAUGUUUCGCCUUCAAAAAGAAGACUCAGCAUCAUCCAUGGAAGGACGCUUGGACCAAGGACGUGAUCGGAUGUGGUCGGGUCGGGACAGGUGUUGAUCCAAUAUUAUGUGUUGUGUCUUAUUGCUUAGAACAUUAUGAUUGUAAAUCCCUCCUAUUUCAAAUAAAUGCAGGAGCGAGGGGGGGGGAUUGUUUAGAGCGUGUUGAGAGACUGUGAUCUGAACAAUCUCCCAUACGCCCUCCUCAUGAGAAAAAGUAACAAGCGUCUUCAUUCCUUUUGUGUCUAUUAUAAUGUUGGGUAAGAUUAAUCUAACAUGAAUUGGUCCUUCGAGCCGGAUGUCAACACACCCGAAGAUUCCAGUUGUGGAGCUGACAUCCAGUUAAGAGACCGUGGCCACGGCAUUUGAGACCCUUUCCGGGACUGGUCUUCGGACUUCUCAACUGGGAUCUGGAGGUUGACGACAAUCCAAGGAUUGAAGACGACUUUGGUCUGACAAAUUAUUGUAGAACAUGGAUUCCAAACUAUGCAGAAAUUGUUGCACCAUUGUCAAAAUUGAUGUAUGAAACAAACCUUAAAAUGACAUCACCUAUUCAAUGGAAUACAGAGGCAGAAAAGGCCUUCUGUGACAUUAAACAACAUUUGGUGUCCAGCACUGCACUGGCCCUUCCAAAUUAUGAUAAACCAUUCAUUCAAAUGGUAGAUUGUAAAAACUAUUACAUGACCUCCGUACUUACACAACAAUACGGUGAUAAGCUAAGACCAAUAGCUUAUUUUUCGACUAAAUUAGACAACGUGACAUGUGCAUUACCUCAUUGUGUCAGAGCAGUUGUGGCAGCUUCAAUGGCAAUAGAAAGCAGUUCCAUAAUAGUGUUAUUUCAUCCAUUAACUCUUAAAGUGCCGCAUACAGUGUCUGCUCUACUAUUGCAAACCAAUAUGGCAUUUUUAUCACCUGCAAGGCAUUUAUCUUGCAUGGCCAUUUUGCUGUCACAACCACAUUUGACUGUUGAGCGAUGCACAACCUUAAAUCCAGCAACACUAAUACCAUUGCCUGAUGAAGGCACACAGCAUGAUUGUCAGGAAUUGGCUGAACAAACUGCUAAAUGUAGAUGUGAUUUGAAAGAUCAACCAUUAAGUAAUGGACAGGUUCUAUAUGUAGAUGGUUCUUCGAAAAAAGAUGAACUAGGUAAGACAAAAACAGGAUACGCGGUGGUAACUGAUACCAUUAUACUAAAAGCUGGGUCACUACCAUCACAUUACUCUGCCCAAGCUGCUGAAUUAGUAGCAUUAACCGAAGCAUGCAAACUAAUGAUAAAUAAAGAUGUUACAAUCUAUACUGAUAGCCAAUAUGCUUAUUCCACAGUUCAUGUGUUUGCGCAAUAUUGGGAUAACAGAGGAAUGAUUACGUCAACAGGGAAGCCAGUAACUCAUGCUGAAUUACUUAAACAAUUAUUACAGGCAGUGCAACAUCCGCGAAAAGUGGCAAUUUGUAAAUGUGUUGCGCAUACAUCAGGCACAGACAAGGUUUCUAAAGGAAACGCAUUCGCUGACAGAACCGCGAGAGAAGCAGCCUUUAAACCAUUUUUAGGUUUAAAACAACAGAUUGAACAACAAACAUUAGAUGACCAAACAUUAAAAGAUAUGCAACAACAAAGUCCACAACAAGAACGCAAUAAUUGGGAAAAACAAGGUGCAAAACUACAAAAUGAGAUUUACAUUAGCACAGAAGGGAAACAAAUACUUCCAAAAAACCUAUUUAAAUGGGCUGCGAUAUUGAGCCAUGGAAUAUCACAUGUCUCAACUGGAGGGAUGGUGGCACAGAUAAAUCGACACUUUACAACCUAUGGUUUCAAUUUAUAUUCAAAGAAUUAUUGUAGAGCAUGCAUGAUCUGUGCACGACAUAACCCGCAAGGGCAAUUGCGACCUACUCGAGGUACAUUCCCAGUGCCUACAUACCCUUUUCAACGCAUUCACAUGGAUUACAUAGAAUUAAGUCAAAGUGAAGGAAAGAAGUACUGCUUGGUUAUCAUAGAUGCAUUUUCUAAAUGGAUCGAAUUAUUCCCAACAAAAUCACCUGAUGCUCUGACGGUGGCAAAAGCACUAUGUAAAGACAUUAUUCCAAGAUAUGGCAUACCUGAAACCAUUUACAGUGACAAUGGGACUCAUUUUGUAAACCAAAUAAUUAAUAAAAUAGGAACCAUGUUCCACAUCAAUUUAAAAAACCAUUGUGCUUACCACCCUCAGAGUGCAGGUCUAGUGGAAAGAAUGAAUGGGACAAUAAAAAAUAGACUGAAAAAAUGUAUGGAAGAGACAGGAAGGUCAUGGACACAGUGUCUUGACCUCGUUAAAAUGUACAUCAACAUUACAAGCACCACAGGUUUAACACCUUACGAAGCGUUGUUUGGAAGACCUUAUAGACUUCCGUUAUUUAAACAAAAAUGGGAACUUGAUGACGAAACAAACUUAGCUGAUUACAUGAGAAAGUUGUUAGAGAAACAAAAUGUUUUAAAAGAAUCUGCUAAAAGUAAAUAUGUUUCCCAGCAGGAAACCAAGUUGGUUGGACCGGGAGACUGGGUCCUAAUUCGAAGCAUCAAAAAGAAGCACUGGCAUUCACCAAAGUGGGAAGGACCGUAUCAAGUGUUAUUGACAACACCAACAGCCCUAAAAAUAGCAGAAAGAAAUACGUGGGUUCAUUUAACACACUGUAAAAGAGUCAUUUCAGCUGAGUACUCAAAUAAGGAAGGUGAGCUCAAGUCUGAUAACGGAGCGGGAGCAGAUGUGUAGAUUCUGAAAACGCUUGCUGGUCAGUGAAGAAAAAAGACACCAACCCGUUUAGUGAGAACUCAGCAGAAUGGCACACCCACAUUGGUUACGACAUUUGAUAAGCGGAUACGUAGUAAUUUCGGCUACUAUGGUGUUGGUUUUGUUUUUGUGGUACAUGGGACGUCCCACCCUAAAUGAUAGAACCCAUUUUUUUGAUGAAAAAUCACCUACCAACUGGACCAAUAUGACAAACCCAAUAAUAACAAAAAUUGGAUCAUUAACUCGUGUCAAAAGGGGUACAACUGAUAAUCAAGUUUGUGGGCAUGGCCUCCAAACACGGCAAAAGGGUUUAAUAUUUUGUGCCCCCCAAAAUCAAGCUGCUUUAAUCAUAAUUCCAUAUGCGGCUCUCACAAAUGACGCUCAAGAGAAUGGGCAAAAUUGGGGAUAUAGAUAUGACUGGUAUGCAACUAUAGGCUUUAAAUGGGAAGACCUUAUUGGUGAAACAGGUUAUGAUUGGUCUAGUUGGUCAAAAAGAACAGCAAAAGAACAUAGAAAGAAAUUUAAUUUAAGCAAAACGGUCCAUAGUUUAAUAUUGAAAUACGAAUCAAAUCAACCAAUGUGUUUGACGGUGAGCUUGUGGGCAUAUACUGGCGGAAAAGAUCCCCACUUCCAAGUAUCAUUGUGUUAUGGGAACCAUGUCGAACCAGAAAUGCCAUCAGAAACUUCAAAUAAAGGUGGAUACAUUUUAACGAUUAACGAAAUAACUACUGAUGAUUGGUUUCUUGUUGUCACAGGAGUUUCAGGACAAAAUAAUAAUUGGUUAUUAUUGGUGGAACAAGCAGCAAAUGUAACGAGAAAAGAUUGUGUAGUUUGCAUGGGUCCCAGGCCUUUGUUGCGCAUAGUUCCGGCACAAAUAUCACAAGAUUGUAUUAUUCCAUUAAUGAACGCUACUGUACCAACAAAGAGGUGUAAAUCAUGGGAUCCUAUAUAUCCCGUAACAGAAGCAGAUAAACACAAACCAAUGUUUUCUACUUUAGUAGCACCAAAUAAUUUCACUUGUAUAAACAUGAUUAAUAAAGGAAAAAAAUUAGGACCACUGAACGACACACAGUGUAAAGUAAUCUUAAAAGUCAAACCAAAUUUUGUGCCAAUAUCACGGAGCGACAUCUGGUGGUGGUGCGGAGAUGAUAGACUGUUUGAUAGAUUACCUAAAGAUAAAUCUGGAUUAUGCGCUAUUAUUACUUUGAUAUUGCAUGUGUCAGUAUACCCUAUUCCUGUUCAAAAUUUAAUGGAAAGGACACCAAUGUUUUUGUCCAAUCUAGAACAUAGACAAAAAAGAGAUUUGUCCUGGCAGGGGCAAAAUAAUCCAACAUACAUAGACGCCAUAGGAGUUCCUCGUGGGGUGCCAAAUCAAUACAAAUUGGCUGACCAAGUUGCAGGAGGAUUUGAGUCUUUCAUAUGCUGGUGGUGUACGAUUAAUAAAAAUGUUGAUAGGAUAAACUACAUCCACUUCAAUGUACAGAGAUUAGGUAAUUGGACUCAGAGUGGGUUGGAAGCUGUGCAUGAGCAGCUCAAGGCUACCUCUUUAAUGACGUUCCAGAACCGCAUAGCUGUCGACAUGCUCCUCGCAAGAGAGGGAGGUGUUUGCGGUAUGUUUGGAGAACAAUGUUGUACAUACAUUCCAAACAAUACUGCUUCGGAUGGGAGCUUGACCAGAGCCAUCGAUGGUCUACGGACCCUCAAUCACAAGAUGAAGAACCACUCUGGGGUGGACACUUCUUUGUGGGACAGCUGGAUGGACGUCUUUGGUAGAUAUAAAACCCUAAUUUCACCAAUAUUGAUAUCAAUUGCUGUUUUUGCAGCCAUUCUGACAUUAUGUGGAUGUUGUUGUAUCCCAUGCAUUCGGUCAUUAAUCAGUAAAUUAAUCACCACAGCCAUAACCCCCAUGGAGAAUCGUCUGGAGCUUAUGUAUCCCUUACUGUAUGAUGAUAAUGAUGAAAAUGAUGAUAAUGAUGAUUUUGCUUUAACUGAUUUGUUUCCUGAUACAGAUGAUUACGAUAUUUAAACUACAACAUUCAUAUAUGACAGGUUUACUCUGAGUGUAAAUGUAUUUGUUUCAUAAAAAUGAUUCUACAGUUAAAAAUCGAAAUGAAGUGACUGUAAGAUGAUAUGAGAAUUUGUGCAAAUACAUGAUAAACAGGAGGGAAAUGUUAAAUAUAUUAUAGAAGUUAUCAUUUAUUUGCUUAGCUUGCAUUAGUAUGAUGGACAAUUUUAGAUGUUUCGCCUUCAAAAAGAAGACUCAGCAUCAUCCAUGGAAGGACGCUUGGACCAAGGACGUGAUCGGAUGUGGUCGGGUCGGGACAGGUGUUGAUCCAAUAUUAUGUGUUGUGUCUUAUUGCUUAGAAUACUAUGUCUGGGGAAAAACCCUCUUAUUAUCAAAUAUUUUGUGUUGUGUCUUAUUACUUAGAAUAAUAUCAAAUAUUAUGUGUUGUGUCUUAUUGCUUAAAAUACUAUGUCUGGGAAAAAACCCUCUUAUUAUCAAAUAUUCUGUGUUGUGUCUUAUUGCUUAGAACAUUAUGAUUGUAAAUCCCUCCUAUUUCAAAUAAAUGCAGGAGCGAGGGGGGGGGAUUGUUUAGAGCGUGUUGAGAGACUGUGAUCUGAACAAUCUCCCAUACGCCCUCCUCAUGAGAAAAAGUAACAA